Molecule: messenger RNA, 7348 nt
Organism: Nanorana parkeri
Lineage: Eukaryota; Metazoa; Chordata; Amphibia; Anura; Dicroglossidae
Product: serine/arginine repetitive matrix protein 2-like
Exons: 11
Coding region: 146-7348 (2400 amino acids)
Molecular function (GO): mRNA binding
Source: RefSeq, a predicted model, not a curated record
CACGUGAUCAGCGUACGCACGUUACGUCCUGCACGCGUCGUCCCCGAGUGUGGCUGCGACACCAGCCGAGGCCGAACCGGAACCAACUCCGAUCCAAACCUGCCCGGGGCUCCGGGAGAGCCAGGUGAGGGGUAUCUGAAGCACAAUGUACAAUGGAAUUGGGUUACCUACACCGAGGGGCAGCGGCACCAAUGGCUACGUCCAGAGGAACCUGUCAUCGGUCCGCCAUAAGAAGGACCGCACCGACUACAAGUCCGAGGAAGAGCUGAAGAAGCUGGAAAGUCUCCUGAUGAAGAAACCCAACCAGGAGAUCCUGGACCAUGAGCGCAAGAGGAAGGUGGAGCUGAAAUGUCUGGAGCUGGAGGAGAUGAUGGAGGAGCAAGGGUACGGGGAGGCAGAGAUCCAGGAGAAGGUGGCCACGUUUAGGCUGAUGCUUCAAGAGAAGGACAUGACGGCCAUCAAGGAAGAGGAGAAGCUGAAGGCAAACCUUUCUGAGACCCACCAGCUGGCAGAAGCCAAUGAGAAGAAGAAUGAGCGCCUGCGCGCUGCGUUUGGCAUCAGUGACAGUUAUGUGGACGGGAGCAGCUUUGACCCGAACCGGAGAGCUCAGGAACAGCAACAACAGCAGCAGAAAUCCUACAAUUUAGUUGCGGAUUCGGAAAGUUCCCGCUCUCCGUCUCCAACCAAGCACAAGAAGAAGAAGAAGAAGAAAGAGCGAGGACGGUCUACCAGCCCAACCUCCAGCCAUAAAGAGAAGAAGUCCAAGUCCCGGAAGCACAGGUCACCGAGCCCUAAAAGCAAGAGAAAAGCGAAGGACAAGAAGAGUAAGAGGUCACCCAGCGCUUCUCCAAAACAUCAACACGACUCCUCCUCAGAGGGAGAUAGCCGCUCCCCCAGCAGAUCCAGAAGCAGUCCCGAUAAAAACAAAGGGGACAGACAGAACAAGUCCAGCACCAAAAGACAUAGCCCAGAGAGACUGAGAUCUGUGACUCCUCCCACCCGCAAUCGCAGAGGUGAGAGAGGAAGGAGCCCGGAGCCGCCCCCCAGGGAGAAGGGUUUGAGGAAGGAGCCGGCUACCAGAGACCGUUCGGCAUCGGCGUCGCCUAAAAGGCAUAAUGACCCCCGCGCUGCAGAACGUAAUAAGAGAGACGACAGACCGCGUGACAAGACUGAGAAGAGUUCCUACCGAUCACGUUCCAGAGAAACCUCUCCCGUCUCCAGUCCGGUACCCCGCAAGAGGAGUCGACAGGACAGUCCAAAGGAGCGCACUUCAGAUGCAAAAGGAGUGGAGGGGUCGCGAAGGAAAGAUUCUCCACCACGUCGGCGAUCUCCUGCUACUCAGACACAAUCUUCUAAAGGAUCUAGGAGAGAAAGAAGUCCAUCUCGAGGGCAAGCCUCCCCGGACCGAGCACCCAGGGACAGUUCAUCCAAAAAUGACAAGCGAGUUAGCGGUAAACGCUCGCCACCAGUCCCAAGUAAGACUUCAAAGACUACAAGUUCAUCGUCAUCUUCCUCCUCGUCCUCGUCCUCGUCCUCUUCGUCAGGAAGUGAAACGUCUGAUCAUGAGAAGAUCAGGGAUCUGCGGAAGACUCAGGCUGGUGGCAAGCAAAAUAAAAGUUACAGAGCUGACGCUGGAGAUAAGCAUGAAAAGUCAGCAGUGCAAACCGAGGACAAGAGAAUAACCAGACCCUCGCCAGCUAGACAGACAGACCGAGAAAGGAGGUCAAAGAAAAGUGCUUCUCCUAGUCCUCAGAGACCCCGCAAGUUAAGGUCCCCUCCUGGAAGAAAGCAUUCUCUUUCAAAAAGUCCACCAAGAAAAGGACGAUCAGUAACGCCUCAGCGCAAAGCCAGAUCGCCCUCUACGCCUCCCCGACGUGGGAAGUCCAAGAGCCCAAAGCGCAAACCCCGAUCUCCUCCACCAAAGUCCCCUCAAAAAGCACGGGUGCCAUCUCCAACGCCACCGCGUCUUGCCAGGUCAAAAUCUCCCCAGCGAAGACGGAGAUCCGUGUCGCAGACACCUCCCCGUCACUAUUGCGAUAAAGAGAGAUCUUCCCGUGGCGAUAAACAUCAAUCGGCUCGGCGACGAGACAGAUCCGACAGUCCUAAGAAGAGUGAAGGGUCUCGCGCCUAUUUAUCUAAAAACAGAGCGAGAUCACCAUCUAGGUCGCCAGUUCGCCGUACGAGCCCGAUCACACGUUCUCCGGAAAGAAAGGCGAGGUCACAUUCCCGGUCAUCUGACAGACACAAAAGAUCACGCACUCGCUCACCAGCUAAGAGGGCAAGAUCUGGUUCUCGGUCUUCAAAGCAGAAGAAGCUGUCUAAAUCUGAACAGAAACGGGCAAGGUCUCCUGCGACCUAUCGUGGUAAAGACCGGCGGUCACGGUCUAACUCAAGACGCCAAAGGAAAAAGUCACCUUCUGAUGCUUCUAUGGCUUCCGGAUCACGUAGCCCAAGUCCAGUAUUGUAUGGAAAAAAUAAGUCUCGUUCACGAUCUCCUAAGGAGCAUUCAUCUUCUAGAAUGACGCAAAAAAGAUUGGCGUCUCCCAGAGAUAAACCUCAAUCCUUGAGGAAAAAAUCAUCCUCACGGUCAGUGUCGCCAGUCCAGAAAAAGAUUUCAUCCAGAAAUCAGUCCGAAAGAUCUGUAUCCAAAUCGAGAAGAUCAAAGUCGCCUUCACCUGAAAAAGAUCCAUCCAAAAAAAACGAUAAGAGAUCGGGGUCCGGCAAAAAAAGGUACAGUUCUUCGCCAGAGCCAAGAGGACGUGGUGAUAGACCCUCUGCUGAACAAGAAAAGAUAUACAAGACAUCAGCACAUGCCGAGCCUUUAAAAAACAAGACUGCUCGUGGACAAAGUCCUUCAGCUUCUCCUGUCUCGCAGACAUCACGUAGAAGCAGGUUGACGGAAGAAUCUUCACCUAUUCCUAGUAGAGUUGCAGAAAUCGUCAAGUCUAGAGCAGCGUUGUCCAGGAAAUCUAGCCGCUCUCCUGAGCAUGGACCACUAUCUAAAGAGUCGCACCCAAUGAGUCGUACUCUGGAGGGUAAAUAUGGAUCAUCUCAAAAAGAUGAAUCGAGGACCUCUCUCGAGCGCAAAGGCAAAUUAAACACCUCUCGUCGUAAAUAUAGGUCGGGAUCUUCUUCAGAACGAGAAUCCAGCCCAAAAUCUAAACUCCAGUCUACAGAAGUUAGGGGAAGAUUGAAGCAUGCGUUACAUAAAAAUAGAUCUGGCUCUUCCUCAGAAAGUGAAGAUGCGUCUUCCUCUUCACACAGCAAGGAAAGGUCUGGUUCUUCAACAGAACGUGAAUACAGAGCUAAACCUUUAGCAAAAAGCACUGGUUCUAGAGUUCAAUCAGACGCUAACGGACCUGAGGCAGGGACAAGGCGUACAUCAACUUCUGAACGCAAAACAAAAUUGAAGAGCGGAAGUAGAUCUGACUCUUCAUCGGAACGUGAGGAGAAGUCUAAACUAUCUAAAGUUAGACCUCCGUUAUCAAAUCCAGAAACCAUCUCUAAACUUAAGGACAGACCUGACGGUGCAGCUAAAUCAAUUCUGCCUGCUAAUAGAUCGUUAUCAGAAAAUGAACAGAGAUCGGGGUCUGCAAAGUCCAGUUCAGAGUCUUCUCCAGGAAGAGGGCUUAGAAACAGAUUGACAAAACCCCAAACUGGUUCAGACAGGCAACAGAAAAUUAGGAGGCAGUCACCCAGAUCAAGUUCAAGAUCCUCGUCGGAAAGCAAGUCGAGAAGCAGACUUCAGCCAAAACGAACCAGUUCAAGGUCCUCCUCAGAACAGCAGCCAAGAAGACGAUCCAGAGGUAGUGCAAGUUCCUCAUCAGACCGAUCAACUAAGUUUGAGCUGGCUAGGCAAAGGCGUAGCUCGGGCUCAUCGUCUGAAAGGCCACCCAAGGCUAAGCCGAUUCCCGGUGAAGCCAUUUCUGGAUCCUCUUACCAACGUCCUCAACACAGAUCUAAUUCUUCUUCUUCAGGCUCAAAAUCCAAUAUACAGACUUCUUCCAGUAAUAAAGAGCUUUCUCGUUUAUCCAAACAUGAUCCAGGAUCCCCCCAGUAUAGAGGAAGGUCUGGGUCCUCGGACCACUCGAGAAAAGCCAAUUCUGGCUCAUUUGUAACGGAGCCCAAAGAAAGAUCUCGAAAACGUACGUCCAGCUCUGACACCUCAUCUGAACGAGAUACUAAAGCCAGGUCUUCUCAGAAAAAAUCUCAUUCCGGAUCCCCUGAAAUUCUUACCUCAAGGACACCGCCAUACAAAUCACGGUCCCCUGAGAGUGAAACCAAACCUAAAUCCCCUGAAUAUCAGUCAGCAAAAUCCUUCGAGCCUGAGCACAAUUCAAGGUCUCAGUCUUCCAGAAAUGAUGGCUCUGUUGGUGGCCGUUUGUCUCCAGCUUUUUCAAAGGCCUCUGUCACACAGCGGCUUCAGGUACCACCAGAACCUUCUCCAGAGAAGCAGGAAGAGAUGGACAUUUCUCCCGCUAGAGAGAGAGAUGAAUCUUCUUCAGAUAAAAGAUCUCGUUCAAAAAGCGACUCGUCUUCUGAUGAUGAUUCUCAGGUUGUGCCGAAGCUUGCCACUGGAGUUGCAAAUAAAUUGGCGUUGGAACCGGACCAUAGUAGAAUUUCCAGCAAAGCGAGUCCAAAGCAAACGGAGGAGUGUUCAGAUGUAAAUGAAACCGAAUCCAGGUUGAGCAGGGAUAGGCUGGCUCAUGAAUCUCUCAAGGACUCUCCAAGUCCAGCAAGCCAUGAAAUGUCAAUAAAAGGGCCUGCUUCAUCCGACCACAAUAUGUCCAAGGAUGAGGCCCCACCGAUGGAUGACUCAUCCCCAGUUCAAGAAGUGAAGAAAAGAUCUGACAGAAAAAAAUCCACUUCCUCCUCUUCAACCUCCUCAUCGUCAUCAUCUGCCUCAUCGUCAUCCUCGUCGUCGUCAUCAUCCUCCUCUUCUUCCUCCUCCUCCUCGUCUUCAUCUUCUGAAGAGGACGAUGAUCCAAUUACUUCACCUUCAAAGAAGGUGACUUCUCCCCCUAAAAGACAAGGAACUAGUCCUGAUCAUUCUGCAACUGGUUUCUCUCCAGAGCAAAAGUCCUCUGAAAACGUUGAUUAUGACAAAACAUCGGUGUCAGCUGCUGGAAAAUAUUCAGACGCUGGUCUCCAUAACCAAUCAAAGUCUCCGUCAUCUGCUGAAGUAAAUCAGGAUGACUGCAAAGGUAGUCACAACUCUCCUGUCCAUGUUUUGGAGAUGUCCUCCGAGGUGAAAGCCAGCUUUUCUACUGAUGUGCAGAUGAGCGCACCAAGUUCUGAGAAUGUCCCUCAUCUCUAUGACGAAUGCCCCAGUCCCGUGGCAGAAAGCAAGGCUACUGCAGACAAAUUGCAUGCUUCACCACCACUCGCCAGUCCCAUUCCUCAACCAGUUGAAGGUGGAACAGCUGCAGACGUUGCAUAUCAAAAUGAACAUUCUCCAAAGCCGGCUAGUCCUCUGCCACCACCUGAUUUUUCAGAUGCUCGGGCUGAUUCACUUCAUGUCCAGAUGGACUCCAUGACAACAGAUCAUGAUGAACAAAGUACAGUUAAAAAAUUAUCGGCGUCUCCGCAAACAAACAAAAGCCCCAAGUUCCGCCGUUCCUCCAAGUCCAGUAGCUCUGGUUCAUCUUCAGACGACAGCAGCUCUGAUUCAAGCGAGGACAGCUCUUCAGAAGGGCAUUCGUCACCCGAUCGUUCAAAACCCUCCGAAACGGUCGCCAAGCCAGAUCCUCCACCUAUACGGCGUAUUGCAUCGCCGGCUAAAAGAGAGAAGUCCGAGUCACCGAAGCGUGAAUCAAGGAAAUGGGCCAACAAGGAUAGACGUUCCCAUUCCUCCUCUAGGUCACCAGUGAGCAAGGAAACGCAUCUGCAGAAAAGACGAUCACCUUCAAGGUCACCAGCUAGAAAAAGAAUGUCCAAGACACCACCACGGCGACAAGUUCGGACACCACCUCGAGCUUUUAGAUCCCGUUCACGGUCAAGGACUGAGAGAUACUCAUUUAGAAAUCGCUCAAGAUCAUCUUCUAGACGGUCACCAUCAUGGCACGACCGUAGGCGAUGGGUUAAUCGCAGGUCCCCGUCAUCUCCCAGACAAGGCAAUUCUGGGUCUCAAUCACGGGUUUGGCGUUCUCGGCGUGGUCGUUCUGGAUCAUCUCCUUGGAGAGGCCGGUCAAGAUCUUUAUCAAGACCCGAUUCAUCUCGCUAUUCCCGCCGGGGAAAUUCUAGACCUUCUCCUAGAAGAAGAUCAAGAUCACCCCACAGACGCGAUAGGCCAUACUAUCGGAGGGAUAGGUCUAGUUCUUCAACUAGACGGAGGAGACCUUGGACACCACAGAGGAGAUCCCGGUCACCUGAAAGAAGAGGAAGAUCCCGAUCCUUUGAUAGGUAUAAGAGCGGCAGGGCACCUAGGUACAGCCGUUCCCCAUCACCACCUGGUCGAGGGAGGACUCGUUUGCCAGGUGGGCGAGAACGUUCCAGGUCCCCAAAGAAAGAUAAAUCACAUGUACGACAGAAAAGUCCACGGUCACCAGCAAAAUCUUUCAGUCCUGCCACUAAAGCUCGUCCUGCCUCUCCAGCAAGGUCCAACAUUGUAAAGUCGCCUAUAAAACAUUCUCGGAGAUCGCCAUCGCCACCACAGUUGGAGAAGCAUGCAGUGAGGUUGCCAACAAGCCCCAUGCUUGAAGAGCCCAUUGCACUUGUACCAGCACUUCCUGCCAGCAAGAGAGAGUCUUCUGCGGAGAGCCGGGGUGGUUCUUCUCAUCCCCAGACAGCUCUGGAUGAAUGUAGCCGGUCUCCUCCUAGACUUUUGAAAGCAAAUGAUGCUCCAGAUACUCCUCCAUCUUCCCGAAGUGGAGACAAUAAUUCUGAAAUGGAAUCAAAGAUUGCCGACAACCAAAAAGAUGAGUCGGGAAACACAACUUCUGCCGCCGCUGCUGUAAGUUUAGAUGGAGAGAAGGCCUCCCAUUCACCGGCUCACACUAAUGGAUCGUGUGGACAAGAUGCACCACGACAGGAGAGAUCCUCGAAGAGUCCUUCGGCUUCGAGGUCCGAACCAGAAGAGAGACCUUCAAAGGCCGCCUCCGUGUCUUUGAUUGAGGAAAGGGUCUCCAGCACGCCAGCAGCAGAACCGAAGAAACUGGAGGAGGUGCCUAAAGGAGAACCCCGCCGAUCACGAAGCUCCAGUUCUUCCUCGUCGUCCUCCUCCUCUUCAAGCUCAUCAUCGGGCUCCGACUCUUCAUCCUCAUCGUCAUCUUCGUCGUCCUCUUCAUCUCGGAAAUCGGCAAAUAAAUCCAGGAACAAGAAGGGACCGUCGCCUGGAAGGAGGAGGUGA